This is a messenger RNA of Austrofundulus limnaeus, 993 nucleotides long. RefSeq lists its product as uncharacterized. Lineage: Eukaryota; Metazoa; Chordata; Actinopteri; Cyprinodontiformes; Rivulidae. The record is from RefSeq and is a predicted model, not a curated record.
UCUCCUCCAAGUUUGUUUUGAAAGCCAUUACAGAACGGGAGCAUCAGUUCCUCAAGGAAUACUGUAUGGUAAUGAAGCCACUAACAGUAGCCUUAGACAUACUUCAGGGAGAAGACAACUGUUUCCAUGGCACACUCCUACCCACACUGGAGACAUUGAUGUUGAAGACCUUGGACCUGAAGAGUGGUCUGCAAAUCCUCGUUGACCUUCCAGAGGCAAUUGUUACAGCAAUCAAAACAAGAUUUGCAGAGGUGCUGGAAAGUGAGAAUGCCGUCUUAGCUGCUGUGACUCUGCCCAGGUUUAAACUACGUUGGCUGCGGACACAGGACAGGAAGGACAAGGCCAAGGCAAGUCUGCUAGCAGAGUGCCGGAAAAGUGCUCAAAAUGAAGACCAGCAAACAGGUACUGCCAUCACACCAGCAUGCACUGAGUCCGCCAUGGAGGAUGAGUUCUUCUCCUUUGAGGAUGAGGAWGACACCUCUGCUACUGCUGAAAGCCAAGUUGCUGAUUAUUUCAAAUCAGGAGCACAAGGGAUGGAYAGUCUUAAUGGAUUUCCACUUGUAAAGAAARUUUCACUCAAAUACAAUGCAGCCACUCCAUCUAGUGCCCCUGUGGAAAGACUGUUUARCUUAGGGAAGCUUGUCUUCACUCCAAAGAGGAACAGACUUUCUGACCAGAAGUUUGAAAGGCUUCUACUUCUAAGAUACAAUCACUGGUUUUAAGGGGUAAGAUGGUCAGCAGAUGACUGGGUUGACUGAGUGGAUAAAUGAAUCCAUCUAUGCGUGGAUAGUUUAGUAGCUAAUGUUGGAUUUGUUCAGAUAAUUCAGAUUUUCAGUACUGUUUUAAAAGUACUUCAUAUWGUUAAAAUGGUUCUUUUGUUUUUAAGAAAAUACUUGAAGAACCAGUUGUGUGAGGGUUUGAUUUGAUUUUACACUACAGAGUUAAAGCACUUAUUUUUAACUGUUUUCUUUUAUUUUUAAGAAAAUACUUGAA